Struthio camelus australis is the source of this 3403-nucleotide messenger RNA. NCBI's taxonomy places the organism in Eukaryota, Metazoa, Chordata, Aves, Struthioniformes, Struthionidae. The record is from RefSeq and is a predicted model, not a curated record.
AUGUGGUGCAGGGGAGCUGUGGGAGGAGAGGAGCGAGCUGGGGCCGGCCGCGGGGAGGAGGAGGAGGAGGAGGAGGACGAGGACAUGGUGACGGGAUGCUCCAAAGGGAUGCUCCUCCUUGAAGGCACGUCAGAUCUGAGCCCCUUCUCUGACCCCCGGCAGUUCGAUCGCUCCUUCCCGACGCUGCCAGCUCUCACCGAGACCCGCUUCUCCGACCCGCGGAUGCAUUACCCCGGCGCCAUCUACACCGCGACGCCUUCCGCCACGGGCAUCGGUGGCAUCAGCAUGACCAGCAUGCCUGCCACGACUCGCUUCCACCACACCUACCUGCCGCCCCCCUACCCUGGCUCCACCCAAAACCAAAGUGGACCCUUCCAGGCCAACCCCUCUCCCUACCACUUGUACUACGGCACGUCGUCGGGCUCCUACCAGUUCUCCAUGGUGGCGGGUGGCGAGCGCUCGCCCACCCGGAUGCUUUCUUCUUGUACAAGCGCUUCGGCAGGGAACAACUUAAUGAAUCCCAACCUGGGCAAUCAGAACGACGGGGUGGAUGCGGACGGGAGCCAUAGUAACUCACCAACGACCAUGACAACUACUGGGAGGAUGGAUGAGUCAGUCUGGAGACCUUACUAGGAGGAACUCAACCAGGCCCCAAUAGCUUUAACUUAAUCAAACAGUCACCAUAACAUUACUCCUUUUGGCAGUGAAUAGAGCAAAAUGAUGCCUAGGGAUCAGAUAAACCAAAGUCUCUCAAACCAAAAGCCAUCAAGGAUCCUUUGCAUGCAAGCAUGGGCAAGCAUCAAGCGAAGAUGGACCAGGACCUGCGUUACAUUUCAAGAUGAAUGUCCACAAGGCUUGAAUUUGUCGCUUGAUGUGGUUCCUUCUGUGUGUUUUAAAAAUGUGGAUUGUACAUAGGAAAACAAACAAACAAAAAAAGGCUGUGUGGAAUUACAGAACACUUGUCGGUCAUCUCACUCUUCCCCUUAUCCCCACACAAAACAUUCAAAAGAUUUAAAAAAAAAAAGAUAACCCUUCUGCACAAUCCAAGGUGUUUCGGAGAGGAGAAAAGACCAGAAAACCAGCCAAGCCAUCUGUCUGCCCAUGCAGGAAGACUGAACUGAAAAAAAAAAGAGAGGAAAGAAGAAAAGAAAAACAAUACCCUUUGACCCCUCUCCCUCCCUUCUGACCAGUUUAGGGCCUCUGACCACCAAAGAGCUCCAGGAUGACGGCAGAGCCGCGUGCACCACGUGAGAGCCUGGUUUACAGCGGGGCUGCGGGGCCGCGGGCAGGGGCUGGGGCCGGGGAGGCCCUGCCGCGUGUUCCUCACGGGUCGGCCGGCAUCAGCCACGUGAACAAGAGCUGUGAUACGAUUAUUAUUAUUUGUUGUUGAUGCCAGAGGUUGUAUUGUUCAUUUUUGUCAUUUGUUGUUAUUUUUAAAACAGUCACGUGGUUGAUCCCGUGCCUGGCAGACCGCCCCCCCCACCCUUCCUCUAUGUUUACAUAUGAGAUGUACUUUUUACGAGAUGUGGUUUGUUUUGUUUUGCUUGCUCUUUUGUCCUGACCUCACCAUUCAGUUCUUUGCUCCUCUUAGCAAAUCUCAGUGAUGGUGUCUGAAGCGACGGUGGCGUUCAGGACAACCCGAAGCGUGGGAGAUGCGCUUCCAAACGCGUUAGCUGCAAAGGGACCCGGGCACCUUUGGUGCAACCCUGACACCAGGGCUCUGGGUUUUCCUUUCUUCCUCGCGGAGUGGCUGCAUGUGCAGCUUGUGGCAAAGCAUCAUAUUUCUGUUACGAUUCUUUCCCCUGUUUUCACCCAGAGUGGCUCAACACAUGAUGCGUUUUUUUAUUAAGAAAGGACUUAACAGUUGUUAGUUCAUACCGAAAGCGCUAACUGAGAUUUGGAGAAAGGAGCAAUCUUUAAUCAGACCCCUCUCAGUGGUGUGAAGCAAUGUUAUCUGGCAUUUUCCAUCCCUCAUUCUCUCCUUUUCCCCCAAAGUGAGCUAGAGCACUGGUAUCUGCUGUAGAUGAAUUAACUGAGGAACGGCCACUCAAAGUGCUGCUAGCCCGUCAUUAACUGAUUGCAUAAAGCAGCAUCUGAAGGAACCAGGUCUCUUGGGCACCCCGCAGCCAUCCUUACAGUUGGCACCAAAGGGUUUGCAACCCGAACAGGACCGCGAAGGAGGCGGCCGGACACCAGAAAGGGGUCCCCCAACGCCAAGUUGGUGGCCUUGCACAGCAGCUUACAUCACCACCCACGAGCCAGCAGUGCCUUCUGCCUGGCGUGGGAAUUAGGGCUGGAUUCAGGCUUCCUCGCCCCGGCAGGGCUAAGGAUGCGUGGGAAGGGCCCAAGGGAGCCAGGCGUUUUUGGUGCCGCGGUACCCGCUCCCCUCCGCAUCUGACUGCCAAGCCCCUGCAGCAGGGGAGUGGGAGCAGACUCCAGUGCCACCAGUAACCUGGGAAAUUUAGUGCAUGCACACGUGCGCGCACACAGACACACACACACCCCGACACAGACACAAACACAGCUGCCUUCCCGUCCCCUUCGGUCUGAGCACCUUACACCGAGAUGCCCAUCGCCAAAUCUCAGUUGGUAGCUUUUCGGCAGGCGGUUGCAGUACAGAGCAUUGUAAUUGCACUACCGUGUAAAGACUGGAGCAAGCCGUCCGGGCGUAGCUGGGAAGCUGCAAUGACCACUCGUGAGUUAAACAAGCCACACCAAGAACAACGGCAAAAAAAAAAAGAAAAAAGAAAAAAGAAAAAAAGCCCUACCCCCAGCAAACUGCAACCUGCACUUGCCUGAGCAACGGCGAGCCCCUCUCUGGUGCUUGCCAGCUGUAGAAACUGGACCACAGCAGCCUGUGUUUUGACGCAUUUACGUUUCUCCUAGCAUCGCGCCACUGAUUGAAAGCACAAAGAAAACAAGGCAUUCAUAAUACUAGGCUAAUUUAAGACUGUUCGUCGUGAAUUACAAAAGAAAAAGCAAUGGCAACAAGGUUGUUUUUAUGACAUAUUGUCAUGUGAAGGUGUAAAUAUACGCACCUCUAUUGUAUGCAAAUGGUCGUGAGACAGGCCAACGUUUUUUGCUUUGCACUAUAAUUUGCUUUUUUUUAAAAAAAAUGCACAAUCGCUUGUACAGUAAAACCCCUUUGUCUGGCUCACAGAAUAUUUAACUAUAAAAUCUAAUUUUUGGUCUUAUUUGUUAUAAUAAUAUAAGUCUUAAAUGUGUUGAAGGAUCCGGUUCUUAAUAAUGCUUCUAAUACUUGUAUGUGCAGGGUAAAAAUAACACCAAACAACUAAGGAGAUGAGAACAAAGAUCUUUGCAGAUAAGGAAGGUGAAAGUUGUUGUUGUUGUUUUUUUAAACUAGAGUCUUACCAUGGACAUUAAAAAAAAAAAAAAGAAGCUA